GGUCUUUAUGCCCACGCCAAGAAUUGCGGCAGACUGACGCCGGGGUGCCGCCGCCGCCUUCGUUAGGUGCUCCCAGCACGUCGGCGUCCCCAUGGAUCUCCUCGCCGCCAUCGGUUGCGCCUGUGCCGGGCUCCUGGCGGUGCUGGCGGUGACGCUGCUGGUGGUGGUGUAUCGCUUGGGGCUCCUCUACCAGCUCUGGCACAAGCACCUUCUCCUGCGCCAAUGCGUGAAGAAUUUUGGGGUGUCUCAGCUUGGUCGCAUCGGCGUUGCCGCCGUCACCGCCGGUCCCGGCGUCACCAACACGGUGACAGCCAUCAAGAACGCCCAGAUGGCCGAGUCACCGUUGCUGCUCAUCGGGGGAGCGGCCGCCUCGCUGCAGAAGGGUCGGGGAGCGCUGCAGGACAUCGACCAGCUCUCGCUCUUCAAGACGCUCUGCAAAGCCUGCGUCUCGGUGCGCGCCGUCCGUGACAUCGUCCCCACCCUCCGCAAAGCCAUCGCCACCGCGCAAUCGGGGACCCCCGUUUUUGGGGCUCAGCUGGACUGGUUUAAGGACCCAAUUGAGCUGGUGCAGCGGUGCGCGGAGCUGGUGAGCCGGGCCACAAAGCCGCUGGUGCUGGUGGGCAGCCAGGCCAUGCUGCCACCCACGCCGGCCGAGGAGCUGCGGGAGAAAGCAGUGACCCCCACCCCGCAACACCUAAACCCCCUGGACCUGCUGCACCGCCUGGAUGCGCUGUUGCCCCCCGAAAGCCUCCUCGUAGCCGACGGGGGGGACUUUGUGGGCACCGCCGCCUACAUCGUCCGUCCCCGACGUCCCCUCGCCUGGCUGGACCCCGGAGCUUUUGGCACGUUGGGAGUCGGUGGAGGGUUCGCGCUCGGCGCCAAGCUCUGCCGUCCCGCCGCUGGGGUUUGGGUCCUCUACGGGGACGGCUCGCUGGGCUACAGCGUGAUGGAGUUCGACACCUUCGUGCGGCACAAGACGCCUGUCAUUGCACUGGUGGGCAACGACGCCUGCUGGAGCCAGAUUUCCCGGGAGCAAGUGGCUUUGCUGGGCAGCAACGUGGCGUGUGGCCUUGAGUACCUGGACUACCACGCGGUGGCCGAAGCGCUGGGUGGCAAAGGCUUUGUCGUGGGGCGCCCGGACUGUGAGCGGCUGGAAGCCAUCCUCCGCGCCGCACAGGAUGCGUGCCGCCAAGGCCGCCCCGUCCUCAUCAACGCCCUCAUCGGCAAAACCAACUUCCGCGAUGGCUCCAUCUCUGUCUAGGGACAGUGUCCCCAAAAAUGUCCCGGCCGUGUCCCCGGUGGUGGGGACAGAAGAAAGGGAUGGGUUUGGGGGACAGUGGUGCUGUGCCCCUCCCCAUCGUGGGGGACAGCCAUGUCCCCCCACCAAUA
Molecule: messenger RNA, 1389 nt
Organism: Egretta garzetta (little egret)
Lineage: Eukaryota; Metazoa; Chordata; Aves; Pelecaniformes; Ardeidae
Gene: ILVBL
Product: ilvB acetolactate synthase like
Exons: 12
Coding region: 92-1261 (389 amino acids)
Biological process (GO): L-valine biosynthetic process
Cellular component (GO): acetolactate synthase complex
Molecular function (GO): acetolactate synthase activity; flavin adenine dinucleotide binding; thiamine pyrophosphate binding
Source: RefSeq, a predicted model, not a curated record